Molecule: messenger RNA, 3130 nt
Organism: Spizellomyces punctatus DAOM BR117
Lineage: Eukaryota; Fungi; Chytridiomycota; Chytridiomycetes; Spizellomycetales; Spizellomycetaceae
Product: MCM DNA helicase complex subunit MCM4
Exons: 13
Coding region: 62-2983 (973 amino acids)
Biological process (GO): DNA replication; DNA strand elongation involved in DNA replication; mitotic DNA replication initiation
Cellular component (GO): nucleus; MCM complex
Molecular function (GO): single-stranded DNA binding; single-stranded DNA helicase activity; ATP binding
Source: RefSeq, a predicted model, not a curated record
AGUCUUUCAACUGCUUCUCUCCGAGCUUUUCUAGGCAAACCACAGAAAUCAAGAGUAUAUCAUGUCCUCUCCUAGAAGCGCUCGUGGGACGCCACGAUCAACUAGAAGGAGAGCAUUACAGCCUAUCCAAGAUGACUCUCAGGGAACAGCUUCUAACUUUGGAGAGUCUGCGUCGAGUCCACUGAAGCAGACAUUUUCUUCUUCAGCUCUGCCUCGCACAUCCGGGGUGGACUCUGACGUUGAAAAUCAAGGACUGCCGCGGCCGUCCCGCGCCUCCCCCGGACUUUUCCCUUCCGAUGCUCUUAGUUCAUCCCCAAACAGACCUGCGGCCUCCAGACAGCGAAGGACUGUUGAUCCUGGAAGUGAUGCUUUUUUACCGCCUACAUCUCCAGCAAGAAGUCGAGCAGCAGACGGUGUCGGGUCUCCCCUUAUCUAUCCCCCUUCGUCGGAGACCGCCGAGCCCCAAGCGGAAAGACAACUGAGCACUGACUUGUUCUUCUCGCAACCUGCAACACAGGGUUCCAGUCAACGUAAUCGUCCUGCAAGUUCCACCCCACGCCAUCGUCGUGGUGAUGUGACCGGAAACAGGUUCUUUGAGCGCAUAUUGAGUCAAAGUGACCAGGGAUCGCAGGGUGAUGCUCCUCCUCGUGAUCUCAUGAGUGACAUUCAAGGACCAGCGGUUCCUUCUUCAACUACCAAUGCCACAUCAGAUCCGGCGGCCAUCCGAAUGGUCAUCUGGGGAACGACCGUCAAUAUUGCUGAGUCCAUGCAGAUGUUCCGGGAUUUCAUUACGAAUUUCACGCAGUCCCAACAUGCUGCAGAUGGCAAUAACGAAGAAGACAUGAUGGAUCAGGACCAUGAGCCAUUCUACCCCUACUAUCUGCGUCAACUCAAAGAAUCCGAAGACUAUAAUAUGAAUCUGGACUGCAGCAAUCUCCGAGUAUACCAGCCCGCUAGGAAGCUUUACAAUCAACUGAUCCGUUACCCGCAAGAAAUCAUCCCGCUUAUGGAUCACACGUUAACUGAGAUUUUCCUGGAUAUGUUUGAAGACGUCGAGCUGCCAGAUGGCAUGACGAUGAGGGUGCGCCCAUUUAACUUGGCAAGAUCUGUCAAUCUUCGAGAGCUGAACCCAUCAGAUAUCGAUCAACUGGUAACUGUGAAGGGUAUUCUUAUCCGCGCUUCUCCUAUCAUUCCGGACUUGAAGCAAGCUUUCUUUCGUUGUCAUGUCUGUGAACACACGGUCAUUGUUGAUAGUGAUCGUGGACGAAUUGCGGAACCCACCAAGUGUCCUAGGGACGCGUGCCAGUCUAAAAAUUCCAUGCAGCUGGUGCAUAACCGUUGUGUAUUCUCCGAUAAGCAAAUAUGUCGACUUCAAGAAACUCCGGAUGAAACCCCCGAUGGACAGACCCCACAUACAGUCUCCAUGUGCGUGUACGAUGACUUGGUAGAUGUCGCAAAAGCUGGUGACCGGGUGGAGAUCACCGGCAUCUUCCGCGGUGUUCCAGUCCGUGUCAACCCAAGGCGACGAGCCAUCAAGGCGCUCUUCAAAACCUACGUGGAUAUCGUGCACAUCAAAAGAACGGACGACAAACGGCUUGGUAUUGAUAAAAGCAUUGUUGCCGACAAUGAGCAUGUGGUACCAAUUGAAGAGGGUGAUAGAAUUCACCGAGAAGAUCCCCAUCUACAGCAGAAGAUAGAAGGGCUGUCUCAAAGGGAGGAUCUGUAUGAGCUCCUUUCGAGAUCCAUUGCUCCGUCCAUUUUCGGAAUGGAAGAUGUAAAGAAGGGCGUGCUUCUGCAACUAUUUGGAGGUGCGAAUAAGUUUUCGAAGGACAAGCCGGGAUCUCCCAGAAUCCGUGGGGACAUCAAUAUUCUAUUGGUGGGUGAUCCUGGUGUGAGCAAGUCCCAACUGCUUCAAUACAUCCACAAGAUUGCACCUCGUGGGGUGUACACCUCUGGCAAAGGAUCAUCUGCAGUCGGUCUAACCGCUUACGUGACUCGCGACCCAGACAGCAAGCAGCUCGUUCUGGAGAGUGGCGCCCUUGUACUCAGUGAUGGUGGGGUGUGUUGCAUUGAUGAGUUUGAUAAGAUGUCAGAUUACACACGAUCCGUAUUGCACGAAGUUAUGGAACAACAAACAAUAUCCGUUGCAAAAGCCGGCAUUAUCACGACCCUCAAUGCGCGGACAUCAAUUCUUGCGUGUGCGAAUCCCAUCAACUCGAAGUUCGAUGAAAAGUUGCCUGUGGUGGAGAAUGUGAACCUCCCCCCGCCGCUAUUGUCAAGGUUUGAUUUGACAUAUCUUAUCCUGGACAAGCCGGAUGAACGCGAUGAUCGACGACUAGCCCAGCAUCUGGUCGGAUUCUAUCUGGGAGAAGGGGAUAUUGCACCACGACGAGAGGAACAGGAAUUUGUGCCUGUGGAGUUGUUCACGAAAUACAUCAACCAUGCCCGAUCAAAAAUCAAUCCUGUCAUAUCAGAGGAGGCUGGGGAGGCAUUGAUCGACUUUUACGUGAAGCUCCGAAAUAUGGGCAAAGACGGUGGAAGCAGGACGGUAACAUUCACCACCAGACAGCUGGAGAGUAUGAUCCGGCUUGCGGAAGCACAUGCCAGAAUGAGGUUGUCUCCUACGGUCGAGAAAGGGGAUGUCGAGGAAGCCAACCGAUUGGUCAUUACUGCUCUACAAACUGCUGCAAUCGAUCCGAAGACCGGCAUGAUCGAUUUAGAUCUUGUGAACACGGGAAUCAGUUCGAGGAGUCGCCGGGUGCACGCCGAUAAACGGAGAGCUCUUAAGGAUAUGUUGGCAAAUACUGAUAAAGUCAAUAUCAAGUGGGUAGAGGCAUAUCGAGGGUUUAACGAACAAACUGAUGAGCACAUUACAGAGUACGACUUCAAUACAUUGCUCGAAGAGCUUUGCGACGAAGGAUUUAUUCACAUCACUGGGAGGACGAAUGGUGAUAAGAUCAUCCGCAAAUCCGGAAGCCACUGAACAGCGCUACUUUUCGAAGCUUUUUUCUUUGUAUAUCGUGACGAUUUCGAUUUCUUAUUUUGUGUAUAGACCCGUUAAUGAAUAUCCUGUUUUAAACAAUGUGACUUGGGGAUAAACUAAAUUAUAUUCUGUGUGCGUGUGCUGGAG